This is a messenger RNA of Angiostrongylus costaricensis, 1278 nucleotides long. The record is from the annotation of a GenBank genome assembly. NCBI's taxonomy places the organism in Eukaryota, Metazoa, Nematoda, Chromadorea, Rhabditida, Metastrongylidae.
AUGCCGAGGUUAAUAGAAAGUCGGUCGUGGCAGUUACUGCAAGAUGUACCAGCAAAAUACUUCCGACUUGUAAAAGAAGCGCUGUCAUUGAGAGAAAAGAUCGUCUCAGCUCGACAGUCAAUACACUUUCUCCACCGCUGUCUAAAACAUCAAGUCGUUCCGAACUUCAUCAAACGAAGACGACUACACGACGUAUGCGGUCUACCAGAGGACAGUCACCAAGUAUUGGACGUCGAAUUGCGAAUACUACGCACUUGUCUACGAAGCCGACAAAACCAGAUGUUCGCCAAGUGGAAGAAGUGCGAGACGAAGGAAAACUUUUGUGCUAAAUAUUUGGAGGACCACCUCUGGAGGAGAAUAGUGAGCGGGUCAGUGUUGAUUUGCAACUCUAUUAGGUCUAAUGCUAAAGUAGCUUUGCGAAGAAAAUUCGAAGACAUUUUGAGUAAAUCAUAUAACACAGCUUCAAUAGCGCACAAAAAUAUCGCUAAAGAACAUCAAACAGAUCACGUUAGGAUAGGUAAUGUGCAAGAAAAUUCAAGGCUAACCGUGUUAGGAGGCAUAACUCUCCCUGACGGUGCGCGCUCGUUAUUAGAAUUGGCCUUACCAACAUGCCCUGUCUUGUACUUACUUAUAAAAACUCAUAAAUUAGUAUCCAGCGAUGAUCUUGCGUCUACCGAUCCAUCACUAUUCGAGGUUAGACCUAUCAUUAGCUGUGUAGACGGGCCAACGGACAGGAUAACAUGGUUUUUAACCAUAAUAUUUAACCAGUUGUUGAAACACAUUCCAGCCCAUCUUACGAAUACCCAGAUGUUUCUGGAUCGUCUACGUACUGCGCAGCCCAAAAGCGCGUGCGUGAUGGAGUCCUUCGACGUUACCGCCCUUUAUACAAACGUAUCGAAUGACUACGCAAUGCAAGCCAUAUUAGAACUCCUUACACAACACGAAGGGGAAAUAAACAUGUAUGGCUUCAGGAUAGAGCACCUGAUGGCACUCUUAAAGGAAUGCUUGAGCUGCUCAUUCUUCAGCUGGUCUGGAAAGUACUACGCUCAAAUAAGAGGGUUGGCAAUGGGACAACGACUGGCUACAAGCCUUGCCAUUGCAUUUAUAUCUAAGGUGGAAGCACCGGUGACUGAUCUCGGGCCGCUACUCUACUGUAGGUAUGUAGACGACUGCUUUGUCCUUUGCUCAACACAAGAGGAAAUGGACAAAUGCUUCGAAUUGUUAAACGCACAGACAGAGUAUAUCAAGUUCACCCGAGAAAAGCCGAAAGAAAAAUGA